This is a messenger RNA of Stegodyphus dumicola, 983 nucleotides long. RefSeq lists its product as uncharacterized. The record is from RefSeq and is a predicted model, not a curated record. Lineage: Eukaryota; Metazoa; Arthropoda; Arachnida; Araneae; Eresidae.
UAAAGUAAAUAAUUCUUUCCUUCAGAAUUCGUAAAACAUGAAUAUUAUUACAAUUUUGAGUAAUUACGUGAAAGAUAUUCUACACCAUGUGCAUGUUGAAAGCAACUGUGUAUUACUAAAGAAAUGUGCCAGUAGCUAGCAUAUUUAAAUAACGCAUUACUUAACACUUUUCUAAAAGAGUGUAAUGUCUUAAUAACAUUCCAUACACAUGAAUUCGUGCAUUUGCAAUACGUAUCCCUAGGUAUCCUUCCCUUCCCUGCGCAAUUCUGCCUAUUUUAACAGAAAAAGGUGGCGGGUGAAUAAUUUUGCAUGCUUCACAUUUUUCAUAUUACCUACCCGGCUGGAUCCGCAGAAAUCGGCGCAUCCCACGGUGGAGCCUCUCUCAUCCCGCGCUAGGUCCCCGAAAUGGUCCCGUGGCGCCAUCUCGUUUUCGUCCUUGCAACAACAGCAGCAUCCGCGGGGCAACAUGGGUCGUUGAAGAUGCGGCUGCGGCGAUGGUCAAUUUCCGCUUGCCGAAGUUCACAUUGCGGUCUACGGCGAAGAAAUUCCAUCUGCUGCGUCGAUUUUCUUCAGGUCUCAAAUUAUUGAUUGCAGCUGGAACUGCUGUUUGUGACGACCGCCUAGAGCUUCUAAAUCCUCAUCAUCAUCACAGUGAUUGUCACCAAUGUCAUCGUUCUUCGCCACCGAUAGUGGCACUCUUUCCAAAAAGGUUGACCACCCCUGAUGAUCCACACUAUGGUCACAAACAUCUACGGCUUAUCCAGGACAACUCUGAUGCUCUGCCUUUCAAUGCGUCAACAACUUGCACUGACCAUCAUACUAUCAGACGAUGAUCUUAACUUUAUAUCAUUUCAAUACCAUUUUAUGGCAUUUGCAAUGUUUUCAACAGAAAAACAAAGCGUUGUUCAUUAUGCUUGCAAAACAGAACAAAUGUUUAUAAUUGAAAUGUUUCAAAUUAUUAGAAAGGAUAUAAUAAAAAAGGA